UCGUUCAGAGCCGUCAGUUCAGAAUCUGAUCAUGGACAGGGUGAUGAGAAUGUCAUCAGAGAAAGGAGUUGUGAUCUUCACCAAAAACUCAUGCUGUCUUUGCUACGCCGUGCAGGUCCUAUUCCGCGACCUUAGGGUUCAGCCAACAAUCCACGAGAUCGACAACGAUCCUGACUGCCGCGAGAUCGAGAAGGCCUUAGUCCGACUUGGCUGUGCCAACUCGGUUCCUGCUGUUUUUGUGAGUGGUAAGUUGGUGGGUUCGACCAACGACGUUAUGUCGCUUCACCUAAGUGGCUCUCUCGUUCCCUUGAUCAAGCCGUAUCAAUCAUUUCGUAACUAGAAAAUGAAUCCAUCCUUACUAAUAAAAGAUAAUUGGUGUGUUGAUUAGAUAGUAAAUCAUGGUUGGGAAAAGAUAACACGUAAAUGUGUAUCAUGUACUUGUAUCUAGUUAAUGUUUAUGUUUUGUUUCGCUCAUGUCUGAGAAUUUAAUUAUCUAGCAAUGUAUUUUCAUCUUUCAUUAAUCAGUGGAUGUACUGAUGUAUAUUAGUAUAUGUU
Molecule: messenger RNA, 555 nt
Organism: Eruca vesicaria subsp. sativa (arugula)
Lineage: Eukaryota; Viridiplantae; Streptophyta; Magnoliopsida; Brassicales; Brassicaceae
Source: the annotation of a GenBank genome assembly